AUGAAGGUUCUUGCAGUACUAUGGACGGUAUGUCUAGUGGGACUCUGCCGCUGUGGAGAUGAUGAUGGCGCUAAAGGAGCAUUAAAGGGGGCCUUUACAGAAACUCCCGAGGGUCUUUCUCCUGCUGAGACAACCGCGCCCGUUGGCCUUGAUAUUGCCAAACCUGAUGAUACAAACUUGGAUCUGCAUAUAAAGGACGGUAGUUGUUUUAAGUACAAGCUAUACCUUCCAAAGGAUGCCUUUUAUAUAUCUUCCGUUGUAGAAAAUGGAGCUCCCAUCUGGGAGGCUGAAGAGGAUGAAAAGUGUGAAAUCGUAGGAUCGUUUGAGAAGGAAGACUACGUCCUCGUAACCGUAUUUUUAAGUGGUGGUAAUAACGAUCAGUCCAGGUACUUUGUGAAAACUGGUGGGCAGUGGAAGGAGCUAAAGAAGGAGGAAUUGGACAAGAAGAUAGAGGAGAUGAUAAAGUAUAUCGCUAGUCCAGCUCAAGCUUCUCAGUAG
Molecule: messenger RNA, 498 nt
Organism: Theileria equi strain WA
Lineage: Eukaryota; Apicomplexa; Aconoidasida; Piroplasmida; Theileriidae
Product: signal peptide containing protein
Exons: 1
Coding region: 1-498 (165 amino acids)
Source: RefSeq, a predicted model, not a curated record